AUGUUGGGCGGCUGUGCACUUCACCCCAAGUCGAAAGGCUUGCAGGUCUGGACCGCGCUAUCAAAGGCACUGAAGUCCAAGAUCCAUAUAGACGGGUACAAAAUCGAUGUGUGCAUAUCUCUUGUUGCGAAGCCAUCUUCGGAACGGUUUGCUGCGCAGUUCCAUCACGCUAGAGAGGCAUCAUAUCUCGUUGGCUGUAGCCUCGGAAACAACAAGCAGGAAGGUUGUCUGACACUUGACGAAAAUGUUCGCAUUCACUCUCGUGAGAAUAGUAUGGCAUGUUCAGCCACGUGUAAUAAACCUGUCGUCCGGGUUCAGCCCAUUGUAGCACGCUCAUCCGAUAGUCGAGAUAUUGCAGAAAUUAGCUUGGGCGGUGGAGGUGACGACUUGGAACAAGAAACGGAUCUUGGUCAACUAACCAUCGAUAAUAUCCAGCUGCUCUCCCAACUGAUAUCAGAGUCCCAAGACUUGUCAACCGACUUAAAGGUUCAAACGAAAACAGUACUUCUAGCCCUCAUCACUACAGGUGCUCACCCACAGUCCAGAGUGUCGACCGAAGACUUCUCGGAAGACGUACAAACCAGACUAGGAAGCGUCAUUUUUGGCCAAUACUGUUAUCAAAUGCCUCUCGAAAGGAACAACUUACCCAUGGCCUCAAGUCGCCAAGCGGAACAACGGCAUACCUAA
Messenger RNA from Truncatella angustata, 687 nucleotides. RefSeq lists its product as uncharacterized. The transcript has 4 exons. Lineage: Eukaryota; Fungi; Ascomycota; Sordariomycetes; Amphisphaeriales; Sporocadaceae. The record is from RefSeq and is a predicted model, not a curated record. The coding region runs from base 1 to 687 and encodes 228 amino acids.